CCAAAAAUCACAGAAACCCCCCAAAAAAAGAAGAAGAAACCAAAUCCCCAACUCUCUCUUCAGAAUUCGGAAAAAAAUAGGUUUUUUCUUUUUAAAAAAAAAAUCGAAGAAUGGCCGAUCAUCGUCGGAGGAAGAGGGCACGCCUCGUCGUCGGCGGGUUCCACGUGCCGAUCAUGUGCGCGCCACGUGGUCGGGAGGAGGAGGAUCUCGAGAGGGAUCUCUCNUCUCGAUGGAGGGGAGCCAGUACAGCAUCUCGAGCGCCAUGCUGCCCUCGCUCGGAGGGAGGAGCCAGCGCAGGAUCAAGCUCCGCAGGCUCAUCGUAUCGCCCUACGACAAGAGAUACCGGGUUUGGCAAACCUUUCUCAUUGUUUUGGUCGUUUAUACAGCAUGGGUGUCUCCAUUUGAAUUUGGGUUUGUCAAAGGACCAAGAGGAGCCCUGGCCAUUACAGACAACAUUGUCAAUGCUCUAUUUUUCAUAGAUAUCAUCUUGACCUUUUUCUUGGCCUACCUUGAUAGAGCCACUUAUCUUCUGAUAGACGACCACGGGCAGAUUGCAAGGAAGUAUGUAUUCAGCUGGUUCUCUCUGGAUCUCAUUUCCACUAUACCAAAUGAACUUGCUCGCAAGAUCCUUCCACCGAAGGUUCGCGAUUAUGGAUUCUUCAACAUGCUUCGGUUGUGGCGUCUUCGGAGAGUUAGUUCUCUUUUCGCUCGAUUAGAGAAAGACAGAAACUUCAAUUACUUCUUGGUUCGAUGUGCAAAACUUAUUUGUGUCACCCUAUUUGCUGUCCACUGUGCCGGUUGCUUCUAUUAUCUACUUGCAGCAACGUAUCCAGAUCCAAAAAUGACAUGGAUUGGAGCAUCUAUGCCUGAUUUCCAUCAUAGAAGCUUGUGGAUUCGGUACGUGACUGCGAUGUACUGGUCAAUUACCACUCUUACAACAGUUGGAUAUGGAGACUUGCAUCCUCAGAAUACGCGGGAGAUGGUUUUUGACAUUGCUUACAUGCUCUUCAAUCUAGGAUUGACAUCAUAUUUGAUUGGAAAUAUGACCAAUUUGGUGGUCCAUGGGACCAGCCGAACAAGAAAAUUUAGGGAUACAAUCCAAGCAGCCUCAAGUUUCGCACAAAGAAACCAGCUACCAGACCGACUCCAAGAUCAGAUGCUUGCUCACCUGUGUUUGAAAUUUAGGACUGACUCAGAGGGCCUUCAACACCAAGAAACCCUUGAUGCCCUGCCUAAGGCCAUCCGAUCUAGCAUUUCUCAUUACUUGUUUUUUAAUCUUAUUUUGAAGGUCUACUUAUUCCGCGGUGUUUCUAGCGAUAUCCUUUUCCAACUGGUGUCAGAAAUGAAAGCUGAGUAUUUUCCUCCAAGGGAGGAUGUGAUCUUGAAGAACGAAGCACCAACGGACUUCUAUAUACUAGUCACUGGUUCUGUGGACUUGAUAGAUGAAAAGAACGGGGUUGAACAGGUUGUUGGAGAGGCCAGGUCUGGUGAUAUUUUUGGAGAGAUUGGCGUGCUCUGCUAUAAACCACAGCUGCUAACAGCCCGCACCAAGAAGUUGUGUCAGCUGUUGCGAUUAAAUCGUACUUCAUUCCUUAGUAUAGUGCAGUCGAAUGUUGGAGAUGGAACUAUAAUUAUGAGCAAUCUAUUACAGUAUUUGAAAGAGCACAAGGAUUACGGAACGGGCAGAAUCCUUGAUGAGGUAGAGAGCAUGUUGACCCGAGCUUCUGAAACGGGGUUUGGAUCCAAAUGAAUCUGACAGUACUAACCACACAGCGCUGCACAUAGCGGCUUCCAGAGGAAAUUUUAAUGCUGCUCGUCUUCUGCUUGAGUACGGAGCAAAUCCCAAUAGCAUAG
Molecule: messenger RNA, 1854 nt
Organism: Asparagus officinalis (garden asparagus)
Lineage: Eukaryota; Viridiplantae; Streptophyta; Magnoliopsida; Asparagales; Asparagaceae
Product: potassium channel AKT1-like
Exons: 11
Coding region: 230-1750 (506 amino acids)
Biological process (GO): potassium ion transport; transmembrane transport
Cellular component (GO): membrane
Molecular function (GO): voltage-gated potassium channel activity
Source: RefSeq, a predicted model, not a curated record